AUGGCCGAGCGUAAAUUGGAAUACUGCGAUCCUGUAAGAGAGAGCCAACGUAGACUAUUAAAGGAUGUAUUUGUCAGUGGUGUAGAGGAUCAUGAAAAGGAGGACUUGCUUGAAAACAUUGUCUACUCCAUACUCGAGGACGCUGAAAACCCUCUACUUGAUAUUGUUUCUUUCUAUCAGUGUUUACCUGAUCAAAAAUCAACUGAUUUGAAGAGUUUAACAGGUCGUGUUGUCUGUAUGUUUUAUAAAUGGGUUCACAAGGUAAAUCUCGAGGAUAUACAGGAGAAGUAUUUAACUUCCGAAGUCAAGGACGUUGCCUUCGUGGCGUUCUCUCAAUUCCAUUGUAGUUUCUUAGACAAGCUCGAGAAAAUUUAUUUAUUUAAUCAGAAUGGUCAUGAAAUGUUUGUGAAACAAAUUGAGAACUUGAGCCAAAAGCGAUUGUAUAAAGAUGCAAUGGAACUGGCAUGUCAUGCUGGAAUAUUUCAUAAAUAUGACGUUUAUGAUUUUGUCAUUCCCUUAUUCUUACAAGACAAAAGCCAAGUAGCCGUAACUGCUUUGCUGGCAGAUGAUCAAUGUCACCAUUUGAAAGUGAAACUUGUGAAGUUCUUGGAUAAUUUACUUGAGAAGGGAGAUGAUGGAAGUAGGAAGAUAUUAGAACCUUACAAGGAGUUGAAAAUUAUGACUUUGCCCUUCGAGAGAUUCCAAGGAAAGACUUUGGAGAAGCUUAUAGCUAGGGUGAUUGACGAGUUAGAUUUGGGAAAAGAAGAAACGUGUGCUCCAAGCUUCUAUCGUGGUCGUCUACUGGGAAACAUUCGAUAUCAGGUGUACGAGAGGUAUAAGGACGACAAAGUGAAAAGUGAUAUAGCAUACUUUGAGUUGCUGAAGCACACGAUUGACAGUACUAAGGAUAAAAUGAAAGUUCUCACCUAUCUCAUUGAAUAUCUAUUGAAGAACGAUCAUAUAGAUGAUGCCAUGAGAUGGGCUAUAGCUUAUAAUCGUCCUAUAGAUGCUCUCCCAAGUAUUCUACAGAAAGAAAUCAGAGAGAACCCAAGAAAAUUCGAAGAAGCAAAUAAGAUUGUUGAAAAGUACAAGAAUUCCAAUGUCGAUGAAGAGGCAUAUUUAGAGGAUAAUCAUCCCAUUCACAUGAUUGAUGAUUGGGAGGCAUUGAAAAAAUUGAUGGAAGAAAUAAAAAGAACAGAAUGUAUUGGAUUAGACUCGGAGUUCAAGCCAUGUAAUGGGCUCAAAGGGGCAGGUGUUGCGCUCUUGCAGUGCUCAUUGGUACAUGAGACCUACCUUGUGGAUAUUUUUACUUUGGAAAACAGUUUGGAUCAAGAACAAUGGAGGAUGUUCCUAACUACACUACUGUGUGGGGAUUCGUUGAAACUAGGUUUUGACUUCCUAAACGAUAUGCAAGCUUUCUUCAAUAAUCCUCCUUUCAAUCUUCUACAAGAUAUUGUGCAGAAAAGUAAUGUCAUCUGUUUGAAACGAUUGGUGGAGAAUAUUAUACAAGUUGAUGAAUUUUUCGUAGAUUUCACAAAAAUUUCAAAAAGUCAUGAUGGUUCCAUGACUGAUCAUGAGAUCGGAAAUGUGGAUAUCGUUCACUUCGGGUUAGGAGAUUUGGCAGUUGUGUUCUGUGGAGUUCCAUUGAAAAAGGGUGAACAGUGCAGUAAUUGGAAUUUGAGACCACUUAGAAGAGAACAGAAAAUAUAUGCUGCUAUGGAUGCUUACAUUGUUACCCAAAUUUUCUCCAAAAUCAAACUUUUGGCUGAAGAACGAGGACUCGUUUUGGAUAACUUCGUUGCGGAAUCAAUCGUGAAUUCAUUGAAGAAAGCUAAAGUGAAAAAGGAUAAAGUGAAAAUUGAUGAAAUGGAAUGGGCAGAAUGUAUUGAAGCACUGAACAGCAAAGUUAUCGGAGAUACAAGUAAUCCUCGCAAGCCGAAAGAUCUCAAAUGUAUCGUUGAUAUGAUGCUCAUAGGCUUAGGCAAGAAUUUGCGGCGGAUUGGCGUAGAUGUUGUAAUGUGUGAUUCGAAACCUCAAGUCAGUUAUGAGGCCGCUCGAAGACCUGAACGAAUAAUUUUUACUGCUGGCCGAUCAUAUGAUACUCUUCGGAUGACAUUCCCAUCUCGAGUAGUUUGUAUACAAAAUGUCGCAUGUAACCCAUUAGCCCAAUUGAAGAAAGUUGUUGAGAAGUACAACCUCGUUUUUGACAAAAAGGAUAUUUUCAGUCGUUGCAUAGAAUGUAAUUGCGAGCAUUUCUUAAGAGCACCUUCAAUAGUUCUUCGUGCAUUACACUAUUGCCAGGUAGUUUGUGCAGGACCUUACCAUUUCGAUCCUUUUGAUUACAAUGCUUGGUUCGAUAAACUUCAAGAAGCAAGCAAUGCGAACACUAAUCCUAUUUCUUUCCGUAUUGACAGGUCACCAGAUUCAGAGGAAUGGAUCUCUGUUACUGUUGAAGAUGGAGUUGUUGACAUAACAAGAAAUAUAGUUCUUCAUCGAAGUAGAGACAGUGGCAUUCCAUGUGCGAUUGCUAAAGUUCCUGAGCAAGUUUUUCAUUAUGAAAAUCGUUUCUUCUACAUUUGCUGCCAAUGUGGCAAAGUAUACUGGGAUGGGAAACAUAAAGAUAUCUAUAGCGAGACUAUGGAAAGUCUCUCAACCAACUUCAACGCGUUAAGAAUAAAUUCUACGACUGAUUAG
Molecule: messenger RNA, 2694 nt
Organism: Auanema sp. JU1783
Lineage: Eukaryota; Metazoa; Nematoda; Chromadorea; Rhabditida; Rhabditidae
Source: the annotation of a GenBank genome assembly